Messenger RNA from Mizuhopecten yessoensis (Yesso scallop), 1698 nucleotides. RefSeq names its product ectonucleotide pyrophosphatase/phosphodiesterase family member 6-like. The record is from RefSeq and is a predicted model, not a curated record. The transcript is spliced from 7 exons. Lineage: Eukaryota; Metazoa; Mollusca; Bivalvia; Pectinida; Pectinidae. The coding region runs from base 157 to 1509 and encodes 450 amino acids.
AUUGUCCUUUUAAACGUGGUCAUAUCUCUUUAAUAGUGAACGCGCUAUAGGAACAACAGCGCAACCUUUUAACUUCCGCUUCACGUGGAUUGUCCCAGCUUAUCGAACGUAAAUUUACAUGUAUAAGGUGGAAGGAUUACAGCGCGCGCGGACACUAUGAAGGGAAGUACUUGCCGUUUUAAAUGUAUUUAUCACUUGUUAUUAAUAUGUAUUAUAUUUGAGAGUGUCUCCGCACAUUCCAUAAAGAAGGACAACAAGCUGCUCCUGUUUUUGUUAGAUGGUUUCCGUUGGGAUUAUUUUGACCGACAGGAGAUCAAUCUUCCCGGUUUCCAAAGAAUGAUAAGUGAGGGAACUAGGGCGGAAUACCUUCAGCCGGAUUUCCCAUCACUGUCCUAUCCAAACUACUAUUCUAUCAUGACAGGUCUACAUUGUGAGGACCACGGCAUGGUCGGCAACUACAUGUUUGACACUAAACACAACGAAUCCUUCCUUAUAGGGGUCAAUAAGGCACAGUAUAACGCCUACUGGUGGGACGACGGGGAACCCUUGUGGGUCACUGCCGAGAAACAGGGAAAGCGGUCUUAUUUCUACUCGUGGCCCGGAUGUGAGGUCACCAUCAGGGGAGUGGAUCCAACUUACUGUAAAAAGUACCCAAUGUUUACCUACCCCAAACUGAAAGACAUGCAAGCAGCCAUUGCGGAGGGCCUGGAACUUUUCUCUAACGGAUCCGCGGACGUUGUCGGUAUAUACGUGGAGCUGCCAGACAAGUAUGGACACAAGUAUGGACCGUCAUCGUCACAGCUGAACCAGAAACUGAUGGAGAUUGACACCGAAAUGUUCAAGUUAUUGGACGAGCUCGAGUCACGUGAUCUUCGUGAUGACGUCAAUAUCAUGAUUUUUUCCGAUCACGGAAUGACAGAAGUGAGCGAGACUAGAGUAAUCAACAUUACGGAUUACAUAGAUAUAGAGGAUAUCCGAGUGGUACUAGAUGCGGGAGCGAACGUCUAUAUCUGGCCUAACGACGGCAAACUAGAUAAGGUUUAUAGUGACCUGGUUUCUAUGGACAACUCACACUUGACUGUUCUGAAGAAGGAGGACAUUCCUGACCGGUGGUAUUACCGUAAUCACUAUAGAACGUCCCCUAUCUUACUGGUGGCUGAGAAAGGCUGGUACAUCACCACACCAUUGCUGCCUCGCUUUUAUAGUUAUUACGGCUCUGGGCCAAUGCAGGGGACACACGGAUUUGACAACAGCGAGACUGAUAUGAGGGGCAUAUUCCUCGCCACUGGACCAGACAUAAGCCGAAAUGUAGUGGCAAAAGGUUUCUCUGUCAUUCACAUCUACCAAAUGAUGUGUGACGUCCUGGGGAUCACCCCCAACCCAAAUGACGGUCAGUGGAGCGUGGUGGCCGGAAUUCUGACUCACACAACCGUCUCGUCGACCGUAGUCUGUGCUUACAACAUGUCACUGAUGAUCUUUACUACAGUGCUUGGACUCGUAUGUCUCUGACGAGAGUUGUCGUUCGUUGUCGUUCGGGGAAACAACUGUGUUCAGUGUUAUAUCACAAUAUGUAGAUUUGUGAUUUUAUAUAAAACACUGCUAACAGCUAUUAAUUAUCGAAAACAACCUAAAAAAAUCCAACAGUUUUAUCAUAAAAAGACAUAAACAAGUUUGAUAUUCUUCGUUAUCAACAAGAAU